AUGUUCUCUCCUUCGCUUGCUUCUCUCGCUCUCAUCUCCCUCGCCAACACGGCAUGGGGACAAGCCGCUGGCUGUGGCCAGAAACCGUCUUUCACACCCGGCGACUUUAAAAACUUCACUGCCCCGGGGGAUCGCGAGUAUCGCGUGUGGUUACCGGCAAACUACGACUCUAGCAAAGCGACGCCGCUUAUUCUUAGCUACCAUGGUGCCAACAGGGUUAUAUCACGCCAAGUUGAAUUAGAUAAGUUAACCGAUCCGUUCUUCAACAAGGACCAUAUCGUGGUAUACUUGCAAGGUCUAGAGGUUAGCCGACCUGGCCACACGGAAUGGGAGGGAGCUCCAGACUGUAAAUCCGACGACAUCGGGUUCACAAACAACGUUCUCGACGCUGUUAGCAAGGAGCUAUGUGUGGAUGAAAAGCGCAUAUAUGCGACAGGUAAAUCCCAAGGUGGAGGUUUCGUCGGUCGUCUUGCAUGUGACUCGGGUCUUUCGAAGAGAAUCGCGGCGUUCGCCCCGGUCUCGGGAGCUUAUUACAUCAAGGAAAUCGACAAUGAAGCGGACUGCCACCCGGAGACCGUCGAGGUGCCUUGCGACGCGGGUCGUUCUAAUAUCCCAAUCCUAGCUUUCCACGGCGGCGCCGAUACCACGAUUAGGUACAACGGAGACUUCCGGUCGGGAGCCUGCCUGCCGGCUGUCAGUUCCUGGGCGAAGCAAUGGGCAGCGAGAGAUAACUUGGACCAGACGCCGGAUAACACGACAAUUGCCAAGUCGGGAGAACGGUGUUAA
This is a messenger RNA of Daldinia childiae, 786 nucleotides long. RefSeq names its product Feruloyl esterase B. Lineage: Eukaryota; Fungi; Ascomycota; Sordariomycetes; Xylariales; Hypoxylaceae. Gene Ontology annotation, molecular function: feruloyl esterase activity. The record is from RefSeq and is a predicted model, not a curated record. The transcript is spliced from 2 exons. The coding region runs from base 1 to 786 and encodes 261 amino acids.